Messenger RNA from Eruca vesicaria subsp. sativa (arugula), 886 nucleotides. The record is from the annotation of a GenBank genome assembly. Lineage: Eukaryota; Viridiplantae; Streptophyta; Magnoliopsida; Brassicales; Brassicaceae.
UUGACGUCACUAUUUAUUGAAACACAACACAACACAACGCUCUUGUCGCUUCUUUAUAUACUUCAUUUUCAGACAAGAACACAACAAAAGGAACUACGUAAAAAUAUCAAGAAAAAUGGGGAAUUGUCAAGCGGCAGAGGCAGCGACGGUUUUGAUCCACCACCCGGCGGAGAACAAGGUGGAGAGGAUUUACUGGUCGGUGACAGCAAGCGACGUCAUGAGAUCCAAUCCUGGUCAUUACGUUGCGGUUGUGGUGACGUCACCGACGUUAAAGAACGAGAAAGGGUCGCCUUUGAAGCAGCUCAAGCUCCUUCGUCCUGACGACAGUUUACUCAUCGGUCAUGUUUACCGCCUCGUCAGCUUCGAAGAGGUUUUGAACGAGUUUGCGACGAAGAAAUGUGUGAAGCUUGGGAAGAUUUUGAAAGAAGGAGGAGGGUUUGAGUUGAAGAACAAGAAGAAACAUAGACAGAAGACUGAUCAGGAAAAGGGUCGGGUCAACCCGAAACCGGAUUCGAAUCCGAAAGAAGAUGGGGCUAAUGAUACAGUCGCUGGAGAAGACGGUGGAGAAGGGUUAAAGAGGCGUGGUCACGGCGGAGGAAGAUGUGGUGGUGGUGGAUGGAGGCCAGCUUUACAUAGCAUUCCGGAGUUUGGAUCUUCAUGAGAGAACUCUUGAAAAAGCGUAGAUAUUCUUAAAGCACUAUCCGACAACAUUGAAAAGUUAUUAUGUAAAGCGAUGUUAUAAUCAUACUAGAUGCUUUUAAUGAAGAUCCGGUCUCAAUAAAUAUUUUCAACAACUUUAACGUUUUAAAUAUUUUGAGAUUUUGAGUAUUCUCGAAGGAGAGUUAUCAUAAGUUCUUUUACGUAAUGUCAUAAAGUUUUCUAUACA